UACAUCUAUCUAUUGGUGAAUUACUCAACUCAGCUCCUGCAUAUGAAGGUCCCGGCUAACGGUAACUAGAUUUCAGCUAUUUCCCAUCAUUCAAUGACAUUUGCCACUAACACUUUUUGUAAAUAAUGAUGAAGGCUAAGUUUUAUCAAAUUACUCAAAAAUAAUGAUUAUCAGUGAAGAAAAACGUAAAAAACUGAAAUAUAAUCUUUCCCAAGUAAUUUUUAUUAUAUAACUUAAAAUGAUUACGGUCCCUGGCUAGAAGACGUAUGUAAGUGCGAAAAGAACCAAACCAGAGUCCUGGGAACCUUGGCAAUAUUGUUCCUCCGAACUGUGCUGGUAAUAAGGUGAGAAAAAAUUAAAAAUUCUCUUUAUCACAGCCCCCUCCUUGUUCCUAUUCCACUACCCCACUCUAAAAUAGAAACUGCACGGAACAAGUGCUGAAAAGUUUCAAUUCACUAGCAAAUGUCCCUCACACGUAACUCGGUUUGUUUAAACACUGUUGACAUCGAUGUUCUGGGCAAAGUUUGCUGGGAGCGUAACAUGCGAAUCAAAUUCAAAGUGGUGAACAGAAGGACGCGGACCACAUACUCUAUGCAGAACCGCGUCACCUGUCUGACAAUUAUUUGACAAUUAUUUACACAUACGAUUGUAUAUGGCAAAAAGGGUCCGAUUCGAACGUCCAGCGAGCCCGAGUAAAAGGCGAAAGUGUGCCGUUGGUCAGUCCAGUCAUAAUGUUCAGAGUUAAGGAGCUGCUUCUGCCGCGCGGGAUCUUCGAAAACCCCAUGCUUCGCCUUCAUCUGCGGUGCUUUCGGUUGUACGGCUACGUGGCCUCCAAGUACCAGCGGAGGCCCUGGCUGUCACAGGCGCGCUGCAUCCUUUUCACGGCCUCUAUCUGGAUGAGCUGCGUCCUGAUGCUGGCACGCGUCUUUCAAGGCUACGAAAGGCUAAACGAUGGAGCCACUACCUGCGCCACAGCCUUACAGUACUUUACCGUGUCUAUUGCCACCAUGAACGCCAUCGUGCGGAGGGAGCGAGUGGUUUCUAUGUUGCGCGAGGUCCAUGAGGAUAUGCAGAAGCUUAUGAAGGAGGCGGAUGAUCAGGAGCUGGAUCUUGUGUUGUCUACCCAGAAAUACACUAGGACGAUCACUUUAAUUUUGUGGGUUUCCUCAUUAGGAGCUGGGCUAAUGGCCCUGUCGGACUGCAUCUAUCGGACACUCUUUAUGCCGCAAACCGUGUUUAACUUGCCCGCCGUGCGCCGCGGAGAGGAAAGACCCCUGUUGCUUUUUAGGCUUUUUCCCUUUGGCGAGCUUUACGACAACUUUGUGGUCGGCUUUCUGGGCCCCUGGUACGCUCUCGGAUUGGGGGUCACAACUAUUCCUCUGUGGCACACCUUCAUCAUGUGCCUCAUGAAGUACGUGCACCUGAAGCUGAUGAUACUGAACAAGCGGGUGCCUGAGAUGGAUAUCAUGCGCCACAAUCCGUUCCUAGACCUGGAUCGCCUGACACCCGCUCAGCUGAACCGCUGGCGAAUCCGGCUAUUUACAAAGUUCGUUACGGAUCAUCUGAAGAUCCGAAGGUUUGUUAAGGAGCUAGAGCUGCUUAUCUGCGUGCCUGUUAUGAUAGACUUCAUCAUCUUCUCCAUUCUUAUAUGCUUUCUCUUUUUCGCCUUGGGUGUUGGCUCCCCCACCAAAAUGGAUUACUUUUUUAUGUGCAUCUAUAUAUUUGUCAUGGCUUCCAUUCUGUUGAUCUAUCAUUGGCAUGCUACGCUGAUUUCUGAAUGUCAUGAUGAAUUGUCUUUUGCCUAUUAUUCAACACCCUGGUAUGAGUUUGAGCGUUCUGCACAGCGAAUGAUUCUAUUUAUGAUGAUUCAUUCCCAGAGGCCUUUGCAAAUUCGUGCCCUCAUGAUACCAGUGAAUCUGGGGACCUUUUUAGACAUUGUACGAGCCGCCUACAGUUACUCCAAUCUCUUAAGGCAGAUAUAUUAGACGAAGAGCUGUUUCCACGGGUCAUCGACAGGCUGGACACACCCUACAAUACCUAUAUAUUUUACUCGUACACAUAUAUAUUUACAGUAUUUCUUACCUA
Molecule: messenger RNA, 2085 nt
Organism: Drosophila pseudoobscura
Lineage: Eukaryota; Metazoa; Arthropoda; Insecta; Diptera; Drosophilidae
Product: odorant receptor 56a-like
Exons: 6
Coding region: 732-1985 (417 amino acids)
Biological process (GO): sensory perception of smell; detection of chemical stimulus involved in sensory perception of smell
Cellular component (GO): plasma membrane
Molecular function (GO): olfactory receptor activity; odorant binding
Source: RefSeq, a predicted model, not a curated record